AAGAACAUAGUCAUCAUUGGGGCUGGCGUAGCCGGCUUAACGACUGCCUUGCUACUGUCUAGAAAGUCAGGUUACAAGAUAGUUGUUGCAGCUAAGCAUAUGCCCGGCGAUUACGAUAUUGAAUAUGCAUCGCCAUGGGCCGGCGCAAACUAUAUGCCUGUCUCGGUAGGUGGAACUGAAGCUGCGAAAUGGGAUGAAGACACCUGGGGGCCAUUGGCAGAACUUGCCCAAAAUUAUCCCGAGGCUGGAGUCCAUUUCCAAGAUUGUGAGAUACACAGUCGCGCGAAAGACGUUGGUUCUGCAACAGCAAGCUGGUUUUCCGAGCUACUGUCACCAACUCCCUGGUUUUCGAAAACUGUCCCAAAUUUUCGCUCGCUGCCGAAGGAAGCACUGGGCCCCGGUAUUGAUUCUGCCACGGUUUUCACGUCGGUAUGCAUCAACACCGCUAUCUAUCUCCCCUGGCUGGUUUCUCAGUGUCUCGGCAACGGGGUAGUCUUCAAACGCGCUACGUUUAAGCAUAUUCGUGAUGCGUCAGCCUCUGAUGUUCAUCCAUCAGGCCAGGUUGAUCUGGUCGUUAACUGCACUGGUCUCAUGGCCUCCAAGCUUGGUGGAGUUGAGGACAGAUCUGUCGUUCCGGCACGUGGUCAGAUUGUAGUCGUCCGCAAUGAAGCAGGUAAAAUGCUUGAUGUGUCUGGCACAGAUGAUGGAGAAGAUGAAGCGUGUUAUGUCAUGACAAGAGCUGCUGGGGGAGGCACGAUCCUCGGUGGGUCGUACCAAAAGGGCAACUGGGAAUCGCAGCCUGAUCCUAGCCUUGCGAUUCGGAUCAUGAAGCGGGCUGUGGCUAUGUGUCCUGCUCUAACAGAUGGCAAGGGUAUUGAACAUUUGGAUGUCAUCCGACACGGUGUUGGACUGCGACCUGUUCGCGAGGGGAGGGACCCGCAUCGAGAAGGAGAAAAUCGAUGGGAUGUGGGUAGUCCACAAUUAUGGUGCUGCGGGCGCUGGGUAUCAGUCAUCCUAUGGCUGCGCAAAGGCUGCUGUGAAUUUGAUCGAGGAAGCUUGUGGGAUUCGGGCAAGGCUAUGACCUUACUCAACCUUUAG
Penicillium daleae is the source of this 1098-nucleotide messenger RNA. RefSeq names its product FAD-dependent oxidoreductase. The annotation marks the transcript as partial. Lineage: Eukaryota; Fungi; Ascomycota; Eurotiomycetes; Eurotiales; Aspergillaceae. The transcript is spliced from 5 exons. Gene Ontology annotation, molecular function: D-amino-acid oxidase activity; FAD binding. The record is from RefSeq and is a predicted model, not a curated record.